AUGAAAGCCACGGCGGCUAUCUUGAUUGGGCUCGCUUGUAUCCAGAGCGCAGCCCAGAGUUCCGGUGGCCCAGGGGAAUGUCAGCAACGGUGUAUCAACGAUAUGCUGGGAAAGGCGGAGGAACUGGGUUGUACCAGCGGUGAUAUAACUUGUCUCUGCAGAACAGCAAAUUUUAAGUUUGGAAUCCGCGACUGCACUAUCGGUGCAUGCAAGGAAUCCUGGCAGUCAGCCGCGGGAAUUGCCGAUACAUUCUGCAAAGAAGCUUCCCCCUCUACAAGUCCGGGAGUCUCAGCUGCUUCCUACUGGCUGGCCGACAUAACACAUCAAGGCGUUGCUGCAUUCAACGCCAAUCAGUCUGGCUACAAAGUGUUCCGUAAUGUCCAGGACUACGGGGCUAAAGGCGACGGAGUCACCGACGAUACUGCCGCAAUUAAUCAAGCCAUUAGCGACGGUGGCCGAUUUGGCCCUGCCGGUCGUCGGACUUCAACGACGACUCCGGCGAUUGUGUAUUUCCCGGCUGGCACCUACGUUGUCUCGGCUCCGAUCAUCGACUUUUACUUCACUCAGCUGAUCCGAAACCUGGUGCUCGACUUGACAGCCAUCCCCGCCAGCGUGGAAGCCCGCGGCAUCUACUGGCCGACUGGACAGGCCACCAGCAUCCAAAACGUGCGUAUCCUGCUGAACUCGGAUUCGGGAACGCAACAUCAGGGUAUCUUCAUUGAUAGCGGCUCUGGUGGCUUCAUCACCGACGUGACGAUCAUCGGUGGGAAAUAUGGCGCAAACCUAGGAAACCAGCAGUUUACCAUUCGCAACCUUUCCAUCUCCAACUCGCAGGUCGGUAUCUGGCAGCAGUCGAACUGGGGAUGGACCUACCAGGGAGUCAACAUUGCCAACUGCACCACUGCCGUGGCUAUGACCAAUGAAGGCAUGGAUAAUCAGCAGGUAGGGUCCAUCAUCAUCUUUGACAGUACUAUUCAAGACUGUUCGGUCUUCGUGGACACUGUCUGGAGAGAAUCCACGUGGAGCAAUGGAAGCUUAAUCCUGGAGAAUGUGAAUCUCAAUAAUGUCCCUAUUGCCGUUAAUGGCUCCAGCGGUGCGGUCCUCGCCGGUUCUGCUAGCAACACUACCAUUAAGGCAUGGGGCCAGGGCCACCGCUACACGCCGUCCGGACCUACCAACUUUCAAGGGCCGCUAACACCGGCGACACGGCCCCCCUCCCUCCUGGUGCCUGGCUUAUCUCGUUACUAUACCAAAUCAAAGCCCCAGUACGAGUCAUACCCAGUUGCUUCGUUUGUGAGUAUCCGAAGCACCGGCGCGAAAGGAGACGGGUCCACCGAUGACACGGUUGCCAUCCAAGCGGCGCUGCGGUCGGCAGCCUCGGCUAAGAAGAUCCUCUUCUUUGACCAGGGCGUAUACCGUGUCACCGGCACAGUCUAUAUUCCUCCAGGCUCCCGGAUUGUCGGUGAGGCAUUCCCGGUGAUCAUGAGCAGCGGCAGUAAGUUCUCGAACAAGGACCAGCCCGUUCCGGUCGUACAGGUCGGGCGAGCCGGGGAAUCAGGAUCUGUCGAGUGGUCCGACAUGAUUGUAAGCACGCGGGGCUCGACUCCCGGCGCUGUGCUUGUCGAAUGGAACCUGGACUCAACUUUAGGCUCCGGUAUGUGGGAUGUCCAUGCGCGCAUUGGCGGCUUCGAUGGCUCUGAGCUACAAGUAGCGCAAUGCCCCAUGUCCGCUGCCCCCUCCGCUCAGUGCGAAGCAGCCCACACCACUGUCCACGUCACGAGCAGUGCGGCGAACGUCUAUCUAGAAAACGUGUGGAUCUGGACAGCGGACCAUGAUCUGGAUGAUCCAACUGAUACCCGCAUCUCGAUCUACACCGGUCGUGGACUGUUGGUUGAGGGUCGGAAUAUUUGGCUCUACGGAACUUCCGUUGAACACCAUUCACUAUAUCAAUACCAAUUCUCCGGCGCCCAGAACGUCGUGGCGGGAUUCAUCCAGACAGAGACCCCAUACUGGCAACCGAACCCAGACGCAGCGAGUGGCCCCUUCCCUUCAAAUUCCACCCUGAAUGACCCCGACUUCAACAACUGCCAAGCGGGGAGCUGUAAUGCACUUGGUCUCCGCAUCCGCGAGAGCCGGGACGUGGCCAUCUACGGUGCGGGGCUCUACAGCUUCUUCAAUAACUACUCGACAACCUGUUCAGAAGCUACCUCCUCGGAGAAGUGCCAGAGCGAUAUCUUCCGGGUCGAUGGAAGUGUACCUGGCCUGGUGGUUUACGCACUGAACACGAUCGGGACGACAAAUAUGGUUGUUCGGAAUGGGGAAAUACUGGCUCAGUAUGGAGAUAACAAGGCUUCUAUUGAAAGUGUCAUUGCAUACUUCACCACAGGUACACAGUAG
This is a messenger RNA of Aspergillus tanneri, 2397 nucleotides long. RefSeq lists its product as uncharacterized. Bases 1 to 2397 code for a protein of 798 amino acids. Gene Ontology annotation, molecular function: polygalacturonase activity. The transcript has 8 exons. NCBI's taxonomy places the organism in Eukaryota, Fungi, Ascomycota, Eurotiomycetes, Eurotiales, Aspergillaceae. The record is from RefSeq and is a predicted model, not a curated record.